CUGGCUGGGAGUGACAUAAUGCAAAGGGGAUAUCCUGAUGCUCAGAGCCGGGUGAGGGGUCUGAGCUGUGUCUGUUGGGACACCCAGGGUUCACUCUACCUCCUGGUUUGCUGGAGCUACCAGAUCCCAGGGCAGACGGCUGCGAUUGCAUGCGGCAGUGGCCCCCCCACCUCCCCAUGGAGUGAGAGGAGUCGCCCCAGCUGAUGGUUUCAGCGUGCGGUAGAGGGAGUGUGUGUUUAAAUUUCAGAGCUGUCACUGGAUCCAGCCCAGUUCUCCCAGCAGCAUAAAUAUCUGGCCUUCAGCACAGCCACGGAAAUUCACGUUGUGUUCUCUUGCAGAUUACUUGGGAUUUCAGCACUGACAUGGUAACAGAACAGUGGCUUUCAGCGACAGGCAGACGGGAACUGCUGCUCCGGAGAGGCUAGCAGGAACAGCCUGGUAGGGUCCAUCUCGGAUAGACGCGGAUGAUGCCAGAGCUAUGACAGGGAUUGCAGUCUUGGCACUGAGGGGUGAUCAAUUAUGGAACAACUACAGGAGGAAGUACCUCAGGUCAAGGAAGAGGAGGAGGAAGAGGCAGUGAAGGCGGCAAGCGGAGCCUCGGACCCAAGUGGAGGACCAGACAGCUCGCUGCCUUCGAGCAGCUACACAGACCUUUCACAGAGCUCCUCUCCCUCGCUGUCGGACCAACUGCAGAUGGGCUGCGAGGAGGCGGCCUUGGGAGCGCUGAACGUGGAGUGCAGGGUCUGCGGAGACAAAGCCUCGGGGUUUCACUACGGCGUGCACGCCUGCGAGGGCUGCAAGGGUUUCUUCCGCCGGACGAUCCGCAUGAAGCUGGAGUAUGAGAAAUGCGAGCGGAGCUGCAAGAUUCAGAAGAAGAACCGGAACAAGUGCCAGUACUGCCGCUUCCAGAAAUGCCUCUCGCUAGGCAUGUCGCAUAAUGCAAUCCGCUUUGGCCGCAUGCCGGAGGCCGAGAAGAGGAAGCUGGUGGCAGGGCUGACGGCGAGUGAGAUCAGCUGCCAGAACCCACAGGUGGCCGACCUGAAAGCUUUCUCCAAGCACAUCUACAACGCCUACCUGAAAAACUUCAACAUGACCAAAAAGAAGGCGAGAGGUAUCUUGACCGGGAAGGCCAGCAGCACCCCACAGCCUUUUGUGAUCCACGACAUAGACACUUUGUGGCAGGCAGAAAAAGGGCUGGUCUGGAAGCAGCUGGUGAACGGCAUUCCGCCCUACAAGGAGAUCGGGGUGCACGUCUUCUAUCGCUGCCAGUGCACCUCGGUGGAGACUGUGCGGGAGCUCACCGAGUUCGCCAAGAGCAUCCCCAGCUUUGUAGGCCUCUACUUGAACGACCAAGUGACUCUGCUGAAGUACGGGGUGCACGAGGCCAUCUUUGCCAUGCUGGCCUCGAUCAUGAACAAGGAUGGGCUCUUGGUGGCCAAUGGGAAUGGCUUUGUGACCCGUGAGUUCCUGCGGAGCCUGCGCAAGCCCUUCAAUGAGAUCAUGGAGCCCAAAUUCGAGUUUGCUGUGAAGUUCAACGCGCUGGAGCUGGAUGACAGUGACCUGUCCCUGUUCGUGGCUGCCAUUAUCCUGUGUGGAGACCGUCCUGGCCUGAUGAAUGUGAAGCAGGUGGAGGAGAUCCAAGACAACAUCCUACGCGCGCUGGAGUUUCACCUGCAGUCCAACCACCCGGAUGCCCAGUACCUCUUCCCCAAGCUGCUGCAGAAGAUGGCCGACCUGCGGCAGCUGGUGACGGAGCAUGCCCAGCUCGUGCAGAAGAUCAAGAAGACGGAGACGGAGACAUCUCUGCACCCUCUUCUGCAGGAGAUCUACAAGGACAUGUACUAAGGACCUGUUAUUUAUGAGAAUGAAGCCAUGGAUUCCCAGCAAAGACUCUGUACAGAAACAAACAAAACCUUUCCCUGUGUCUUCCAUUUCUUCUACUGGAAACUCUUUUCUACGUGACCCUGACAUACGGUACAUAGGGCGAAGUGCUGUAAGAUUGUGCAGCCACCACCUGCUAGGCCAGGGCUUCCAUUAACACACACUAACGAAGUACACAUGCAAAUCUCAAGCUACUGUUUCCGUUACUGCGGCCCAGCUCUUCAGCUGCUCCCUGGGGCCUCUGGAGCUGGUUUACGUGGCCCCGACGGUGCUGAUCCCGCCGAAAAGGAUGCUCCAGGCGUUAGGAGACCUGAGCACGGUGCAGGUGUCCGGCAGGGCCAGCAACAGCAGUUACAGCCUGUCUUUCUUUUCUAUUUUGUAUUGCACUCCGAAGAAAAGGUCCUGAGCCAUGGACACUGUAAUGAAAGGCAGUUUCUUUUCUCUCUUUCCCAAAGAAAAGCCAGAGUAUUUGAAGACGGGUAGGGCUGUCCUAGCUCAGCUGCAGCCCCCCUUCGCUGUGCGGCGUAUUCCAGUCUCUCAGAGGGAUCGUGUGAUCUCUGCCUUCCCCCGAGUGCCGUGUGGGAGCCCCUCAUGGGUGUGCAUUGCCCUUGCUCCUGUUUCAGACGAAGCCUGCCCCUCGGCACCUCAGUAUGAGGGAGAGAGGGAUCGGGAGCUGGAAAGGAAAGGGUUUGACUCAUCAAAAUUCACCUUCAGAGCAGAGGCCAGAAUCUCUGUGCUUCCCCAGGCUGUUCUGCACAGUUGUUUGUCACCAAAAAGGUCUGUGCGGGGCCAGAAGGAGGCCUGGGACUGGUUGGCGUUUAGGUUGCCAGGCUCAUGGCUUAUCCUGCAGCUCCUUUCCUGAGCUCCAAGGGGCCUCUGGGAGUUUUGCGGGGCAGUGCAGGCAGCUCUCGAUGAGCAUCAGAGCGAAUAAAGCCUGCAGCAACACCAGCAUGGGGAAAACCAUGGCCAGUCCACAGCUCUCGUGAUGCCACAUGGGCAUUGACCUGCCUGUUAUGCUGUAAAACAGCAUAAAUGCCAAGUAUUUAUAACAAGGGAGGGACAGGGCACGAUGCUCACAAUGAGCAGGAGCUUCCUGGUGAGCGCAGACGGGCUGAGAAAGCUGCCUUGUCCUCCUCUGCCACCAUCCCGAGUGGUGGCAACUUCUGCAACUUCUCACAGCUGUAGUGAAAUGCCACAGUGCUUUCUGCGCCCGGAACGGGGUCCCUGUGCUGGGGCUGCGUCCCCCAGGCUCUGGGAGAGGAGUUGGACCUCGGAAGGGCUCUGUCCCCUCUCAGGAUGAUGGUGUCUGACCCAAGAAGUGACACUUGCCCGUCUGCAGCUCAUGGUGCCCUGUGUCCCAAGCCACCUUAUUGAAAUACUGAUGUUCCCAAGGAGGGGUUUUGGGAGCAAAUUAGUCAGUUUUAUUCUGUUUUCCUCCUCUUCACGGUAGCACAUUUCCCUGGUGCAAUAAUUCCUUUCAAACCAAAAGGAGAAGAGCGCUGGGCUUCCCCUCCAUGUCACAGGGCUGGUCGGUCCCAAACCUGCUCCUACUGCCGCCCUUCAGCUCCUCGCCUGCCUCAGUUUCCCUGCCCUCUGCCCACCUAACCCCUUUCCCCUCCCUGCCUCACCGGGGUGUUGGGAAUUCCCAUUUCUAAAGCACUUUGAAGCCCUCUUGGGGAAGGCACCGGAGACAGGCGCGUGCUGCAUGGCGCCCGGGGGAUUUCUCCUUCCCAAAGCCCCCGGCAUUCCCCGCCGUGGCCAGCAUGCGGGACUUGCAUGCUUAUCACCUGGGGAACAUUUUGCUCUUCCCUCCUCGUCAGCGUAACAACUCCCAAACUCAAAUGUAUAUUUUUGCUAGAACUACAAACCUCCAAGUGUUUUUAAUAAUGUAAAUGGUGUCCACAAACUGACUCUAAAUAAAUCUGAACUAAAUAUUU
Messenger RNA from Cuculus canorus (common cuckoo), 3818 nucleotides. RefSeq names its product peroxisome proliferator activated receptor delta (gene PPARD). Gene Ontology annotation, biological process: regulation of lipid metabolic process; positive regulation of transcription by RNA polymerase II; negative regulation of inflammatory response. Gene Ontology annotation, cellular component: nucleus. The coding region runs from base 520 to 1845 and encodes 441 amino acids. NCBI's taxonomy places the organism in Eukaryota, Metazoa, Chordata, Aves, Cuculiformes, Cuculidae. Gene Ontology annotation, molecular function: nuclear receptor activity; zinc ion binding; RNA polymerase II cis-regulatory region sequence-specific DNA binding. The record is from RefSeq and is a predicted model, not a curated record. The transcript is spliced from 7 exons.